Messenger RNA from Chinchilla lanigera (long-tailed chinchilla), 2040 nucleotides. It is a transcript of the gene Nme8, whose product is annotated as NME/NM23 family member 8. The record is from RefSeq and is a predicted model, not a curated record. Lineage: Eukaryota; Metazoa; Chordata; Mammalia; Rodentia; Chinchillidae. The coding region runs from base 175 to 1878 and encodes 567 amino acids. The transcript is spliced from 17 exons.
GGGUGACUCCGGCUCGCUCGCGCGGAAACGUUGGCGCCCUUCAUCUUCCGGACGCCUGAGUCCCUUUUGUCUUUUUUAGAACUACCAUUGAGGGGCACAGCGGGGGCCCGUGUCCUCAACCCGCAGCUGAGGUGGUGCUCUGAGCAGCCCUUUUGGUCAACUGUCCUAAGAUAAAUGGCCGGCAAAAAGCGAGGUGAAGUGCAGUUACAGACUGUCAUCAACAAUCAAAGCCUAUGGGACGAGAUGCUGCAGAACAAAGGCUUGACAGUGAUUGAUGUUUACCAAGCCUGGUGUGGACCCUGCAAAGCCAUGCAGCCUUUGUUCAGAAAACUGAAAAAUGAAAUAAAUGAAGACGAACUUCUGCAUUUUGUUGUUGCAGAAGCUGACAGUAUUGUGAGUUUGCAGUCAUAUAGAGACAAAUGCGAACCUGUUUUUCUCUUUAGUGUUAAUGGCAAAGUAAUUGCAAAGAUUCAGGGUGCAAAUGCACCACUAGUUAAUAAAAAAAUCGUUACCUUAAUCACUGAAGAGAAGAAGAUUGCAGCAGGCGAAAUGGUUCGUCCUCAGUACCCUGAUAUUCUGCUCAUAGAAUUAGAAAAGACUAAGAAAACUCCGGAAAGAGAAAUUUAUAACAUUGCUAUUAUCAAGCCUGAUGCUGUGCUUAAAGCAAAAGCUCAAGAAAUUAAAGAAAAAAUCAUCACAGCAGGAUUUGUCAUAGAAGCAGAGGAAAGGACCAUGCUCACUGAACAACAAGUGAGGGACUUCUACAGUCAGAUAGCAAACCAGCCUGACUUUGAAGAGUUCCUGACUUUUAUGACAACUGGUCUGAGCUAUGUGCUAAUUAUAGCUCCAGGAAAAGAACAAGGUCAUAUGGAAGAAAGUGAGAUACAGCCCAAAGAACCAACAGAGAGUGAAGUUAAGAAGUGGAACAGUUUGCAAGAGUACCUGGAACAACAACAUCUAUCUCAGUUUUGUGAUGUGGAGGACAGGGAAGCUAGUGUAACUAAGUUCACUGAGGUUUUCUUCCCUGGUUUUAAAAUAACCAAGGGCAAGAAAUUACAAAAGACAAUGGCAUUGCUGAGACCAGACCUCCUGGAAAAGCAAGAUGAUGUUUUGAAUAUUAUUAAAGAUGAAGGCUUUAAGAUACUGAUGGAAAGACAAAUAGUAUUAUCAGAAGAACAAGCAAAAAUGCUGUGUGAGGAAUUUGAAAAAGAAAACUAUUUUGAGAAGCUUAUAGAAAAUAUGACCAGACAUCCAUCUCUUGCCCUUGUGUUACAAAGAGAGAAUUGUGUGCAACACUGGAAAGAGUUACUGGGACCAAGCACUGUUGAGCAAAUCAGUGAAUAUCAUGCAGAGAGUUUAUGCGCACAGUUUGCAGUGGGAAGUUUGCCUGUCAACCAGUUGUACGGAAGUGAUUCAACAGCGGUUGCUGAAAGGGACAUGCAGUGCUUCUUUCCUCCUGAGAACACUUUCGCACUAAUUAAGCCACAUGUGACCCAUGAACAAAGAGAGGAGAUCCUGAAGCUCAUCAAGGAGGAGGGGUUUGAACUCACUCAGGUGAAGGACAUGCUCCUCACUCCUGAGCAAGUGGAGAAGAUUUAUAUCCAAAUAACAAAGAAAAACUUCUACAAAGAUGUCUUAGAAGUACUAUCUGAGGGUCCAUCUUUGGUCAUGGUUCUGAGCAAGUGGAAUGCCAUUGCAGACUGGAGACGAUUGAUGGGCCCAGUAGACCCAGAAGAAGCAAAACUACUGUCCCCAGACUCCAUCCGGGCCCAGUUUGGAAUAAGCAUCUUGAAAAAUGCUGUCCAUGGAUCAACUAAUCCCUAUUCGGUAACAGAGAGCAUCAAUGAAUUAUUUGGAGAAGAUGUGGAGGAGCAGUAAGAACAUUGAAAAGACAAUACGUGAAGUCCCUGCAGCAUAAAAUCACGUGGCACAGCUUCCAGGGGGGAAGAAUAAGAAAGACUUUCUUUGGAGGAAAACACCUUUCAAGAUCAGAAAAGCGGACAAUGAAGCGCGAUAACAAUAAAAACUGUGAGCCACAAA